This is a messenger RNA of Tuber aestivum (summer truffle), 353 nucleotides long. Lineage: Eukaryota; Fungi; Ascomycota; Pezizomycetes; Pezizales; Tuberaceae. The record is from the annotation of a GenBank genome assembly.
AUGGAUGACAGAUUGGUGCCGGACCAUCCGAAGGCACCGACAUUCCGGGAAACACCGAAUUUCAUCACCGUUGAAACAAGGGUAACAUCUAUGCACUUGGGGAAGGAUAGAAAGUUUUCUAAACAAACAGCAGGCGUAAUGUUAGCUCGUGUUCGCAAUGCUGUCGGAGGGGUGGAACGAAUGGUAUGUAGCACUAUUCAUUAUUAUAAAUCCCGUAUCAACUAUCGUAGAUUGUCCAUUAUAGGUAAAUGGCACAGCAUCCGUAUGGUCUCCAAUAUAACCACCCGCCUCGGACAGGUGGACCUCCGGUGGAUCAGGGCUAUUCUAAAGGGACCGAAGAGCAGCAGAGCUAG